AUGGCAGAAGGAAACAUCCAUAUUGCAUCUAAGUUCGUAGAUGUUAUAAGUGGCCAGGCUUGCGCGGAUGUUUCCAUGCUCUCCUUCAGAGAUCCCGACUCUUUUGUUGCUGGUAACCUACAACAUCAUUUUCCAGCCUGGGAGCUCAUCGCCAACAUUGCCCCGUUUGAUCUUACGUCUAAGAUUUUGCUGUGGAUCAAGAACUGUGUUGAUGUACACGAUUUCUUUCAACCUUAUAGGGGAGAAAACUUUGAUUCGGCGUUACCCCCGCAUCGGAUUUUUUCUAGCGCAUCGUCUUGUAAACCGUUUGCUCAAUUUAUUUUUGAUGCCAUUAUUGAUUGA
This is a messenger RNA of Porites evermanni, 342 nucleotides long. The record is from the annotation of a GenBank genome assembly. NCBI's taxonomy places the organism in Eukaryota, Metazoa, Cnidaria, Anthozoa, Scleractinia, Poritidae.